Molecule: messenger RNA, 1329 nt
Organism: Triticum turgidum subsp. durum (durum wheat)
Lineage: Eukaryota; Viridiplantae; Streptophyta; Magnoliopsida; Poales; Poaceae
Source: the annotation of a GenBank genome assembly
AUGGUGCAGAGAAAGCAGACGAGCGGCGCGGCGCGUUGUCGCGGGCGUCUUGGUGUCUCCGGCGGCCCCGGGGGCUCGGGGGCCGCGCAGAGUCUUCGUGCUGCCACCGGGCGGGACGCGGCAAGUGCAAGCCGGAGCAUGCAAGCGGAAACUUCCUCCGUUGCGCGGCGGCGGGACGUGAUCAGAUCCGUCAUGCCAUUCGCCGGCGUAUCUGUCAUCACCAACGGCAAGCUGUGCCUUUCCACCACGUCGGACGUCGACGCCGGCGCGGCCAGCGGCUACCACCUGCUUGUGGUGGAGGGCUACUCGCAAACAAAAGAGAUGGUAUCCAAUGGCAAGCACAUCAUGUCUCGCCCAUUCGUCGUAGGAGGCCAUCGCUGGUGCAUCAGUUACGCACCAAACGGUGACAGCUCCUACAGUGCUGACUGUGUUUCUCUCCAUCUUGUCCUUCUUGAUGACGAUGUUGCCAAGGCUGUGAAGGUGCGGUUCGGGUUUAGUUUCAUUGAUCAGGUUGAGUGGCAAAAUCCAAUAUACAUUCGUGAAACUCAAACACACAGCUUCUCCAGCCAUGAUUCUAUUAGGGGCUUCGAUGAUGCUGUGAGAAAAGAUGCCCUUGAACAAUCAAAGCAUCUCAAGGGUGAUAGUUUCACCAUACGGUGUGGUGUCAUGGUCUACAGGGAUCUCGACACCGUGGAUGCCGGUGCCACCGAGGUGCCGCUGCCUGACAUACAGCAGCAUUUGAACCGUCUCUUUGAAACUAAGGUAGGUGCUGAUGUGACAUUCAAUGUCAGCGGCGAGACAAUCGCUGCACACCGAUGUGUGCUUGCAGCCCGGUCUCCAGUCUUCAUGGCACAACUCUUUGGUCCCAUGAAGGAGGGGGCUGCAACGUGUGACAUACAGAUCGAAGACAUGGAAGCAAAUGUGUUCAGGGCUAUGCUUAGUUUCAUCUACACAGACUCAUUUCCCGAGAUGGAGAAUGAUGAGGCAGAAGUUGAGGAAGAACAAGAAGUGGAUGAAGUACUUUAUGCAACAUGGAUGCAAUGGAUGCAAGACUUGCUUGUAGCUGCGGACAGAUAUGAUAUCCAACGGCUCAAGUUUUGCUGUGAAGAGGGGUUGUCUGAGUGCAUGGAUGUGAGCUCGGUGACGUCCACACUUGUGAUAGCUGAGAAGCACCAUUGCCAAUAUUUGAAGGAGGCAUGCUUGAAUUUCCUCAGAGUAUCCCCCUCCAGUUUGCAAGAAGUAAUGGCAACCAGUGACUGGGAGCAUAUUACAGUCACAUAUCCCUCUGUUUUGAACGAGCUCAUUGCCAUGCUUGCUUCGAAAGCGUAA